Messenger RNA from Moneuplotes crassus, 2589 nucleotides. The record is from the annotation of a GenBank genome assembly. Lineage: Eukaryota; Ciliophora; Spirotrichea; Euplotida; Euplotidae.
AUGAGCCACCGUCAUCUAAGAGAUAUUAGCAAUAUUUACACUACAUCAAAAAUUUCUGAGAGAGAAUUACUUGAGAAGAAACUCAACACUUCCAACUCUGACAAAGAAAUCCAAAUAAAGAAGAGGACCAAGAAGAUGCAGUACAAAAUGAAGAAGGAGGCUCAGCAUAAUAAACGGAAAGGGGACUCAGAAUUUAUGAAGAGAGAUAGCAAAAGAAAUGCUAAAAAUGUCCCAGAGUCUCCUCAAGAACCCCCAAAAUUUACUGCUGAAGAGAAGGAAAUUAUCGAAAUGAGCUCUGAGAAAUACGAUCUUGACCCUGUGUACCAAAGUGCUGAGAUUUAUGAAUUCUAUGUCCAGAGUAUCUACAAUACUGGAGAGUCAGAGUCGAUUAAGCUCUCUGAGAACAUUCCUCCUUCUUCAAAACCAAGGGGUAAGAAGGACUCAAAAGUUUGUUCAAGAAAUGCUCAGAUUCGGAAGAUCUCUAAAAAAGUUAAUGAAAUUAUCACCUUCCAAAAAAGUGAGAGAAAGGUGAUAGAAGGACCUAUUUAUAUUAAAGAGAAUGCUGAGCUUCCCUACGUCAAUGAUGAACCGUACAGUUUAGAUAUUUUACUGAAAAGACUUGACAAUUACUCAAAAGCAGCAGGUUUUGAAAUAUGUGAGGCGCCUCAUUACCCUAAUUACAUUAAGUUUAUUUGUAAACGAGGAGAGGAAUAUAAAGCUAAACAGAGGGAACAUCUCUCAUUGGGCUAUAUAUUGAGCCUGACAGGGUGUCCCUUCACCAUAACUUGUCGCAAACAGACAGAUGGGACUUUGAAGAUUUCUAAAGUGAAGAACAAGCAUAACCAUUCUGUCUGAAAUAGGCCUUACAAAGAUGAGAAAAGGAUACUGACUAAAGUGAAGGAGAAAUUGUCAAUGAUGGCCUCAACUCUUGGGAAUUUUCUACAUCCUAAGCUGAUCCCAAUUGCGAUGAAAUAUUAUACCUUUCUUGGGUAUGAGAUUGGUAAUAUUUGUGCAAAACUAUCAAACCAGUUUCCUGAUAUUGCUUUUACACUAGAUCAAGUUCAGAAUUUAUUCAAAUUGCCAAAGUUUCAUAAAUGAACAGUCAGGAAAUCAGAGUUGAUAGAAGACCUAUGCCGUGGACUAGCUAAAAACAGUGAGAAGUAUCCAAAUAUCAGCUUUAAAGCAAUGAAGAAUAAACGAGUUGCAGGAAUAGCUCUUGUAAACCCUUCCCUUAGGUCGCGGCUAUCUCACUCAAUUGCUAUAAAUACAGAGAAUUUACCAGAAUUCACAAAUUCUUGGUUCAUUUUCCUGAUCCUGGCAAAGGAUGAGUUCGGGAAAAUAGUGCCAACAUUUUUAGGAAUCAGCUUAUCCGCCAAUAGUGACCGAAUAAAGACAUUGCUCUCUAUGUACCUUGAAAUGGGAUUUGAAGAGCCAACAAAAGUGCUCAGUGAUUUGAAUAAGAAUGUGACUUCUGCAGUGAGACAAGUAUUUGAUCUAGACUUAGAGCUGGGGGACCCCGGCCACCAAGUCUGUCUAGAUCAUGUACUAGCAACUACUAGCAGGAGGCUAGUUGGUCUUCUAGGAUCUGACAUUACUCAAACUGUCAUCAAGAAGCUAAAACUAGCCUUUUCAGGGGAACUAGACCAAUUUUAUGAUAUCCUAAAUGGUAUCUACAACGUAUUGGAAGAAGGGCAAGGCAAAGAAAUUAUUGAGGAGAUUUAUCACGAAAGAGAAGAAAUUUUAAAGGUUUAUAGAGUCCUAAAAGGAUGGCUCUGGCAAGGAGGUGAUACAGAUGACCCUAUCUGAGGAUAUUUAGGAGGCAUUGAGAGUGUAUAUGAAGAUAGAAAUAUUUGUCGAGCAUUUGAGAGAAGUUUGUACAUAGCUGAGAAGAACUUGUAUGGAUUCAUGGAGUUUUUAUUUUUCCAAAGUGAGAGGUAUAGAAAAUGAUACCAAAGGAGCACAAAAGAACUAGAAGACAAAAAUUUGCCCUUCUCCUCUUACAUUGCAUCUAAACUCCCAUCUCCCUCCCCAUCCCCUCCAAAAAUCGAAAAAAUUAGCCCUAACACUUACCUCCACUACAUCCCAAACCAGACCCAAAACUACACUUCCCUUCCUCAUAUCCUCACUCUUACCCAUCUUUCCACCACAAUCACCGUCCAAAAAUCCUCUCUCUACCUCUCCGCUUCCCAAGCACCCCUCCCUCUUAACCCAGGAUCCCUACCUCGUGAUCCUCUCAUCGCCCAAAUCCACUCAUCACCCAAUGUCCAAAGCUCUCUUAUCCGAACUCUGAAGUACUCCAACGGAACUUUAACCUGUUCUUGCCCAGGCCCAGCCCAGACUGGACUGGCCUGCACGCACAUUAUAGACCUGCUGAACCACUUUGGAGAGACAGUAGAAGAGAACACUUUUGUGAUAGCAGAUUGGCUCGUGAGGGAAAGAAGGAUUUCAGAGAGAAUGAAGCUGAGAUUUUUCGAUGCUGAUGAUAGCGAUAGUUCUGAAGAUGAAAAAGAGGUUUUUAGGGUAGUGUGAGUAGGGAGAAGGUCUGGAAAGGCAAGGAGAAGGGGAUAAAUGAGAGAUUUUGGGGACUUG